AUGAUAUUGAUGGAUAUUGGGAUUCAAGUUAAAUUACCGUUGGGCCAUGUUGGUUUGAUUAAACCAAGGUCUGGGUUAGCGUUGCGGCAUAAAAUUGACGUCAUGGGGGGCGUGGUCGAUGAAGAUUUUGAAGGAACUUUGGGGGUUAUGCUAAUCAACCAUGGGAAACUUCCAUAUCAAGUUGAACUUGGGGAUCGUGUUGCUCAGUUCUUGAUUAUAAAACUCCAUAAUGGACCGUUGAAGAAGUCUACGUUUGAUGAAGUUAUUACCACCACAGCACCUGUUGCUUCUCGGCGUGGAGCCAAAGGAUAUGGCUCCUCUGGAAAAUAA
Folsomia candida is the source of this 330-nucleotide messenger RNA. RefSeq names its product probable deoxyuridine 5'-triphosphate nucleotidohydrolase. Gene Ontology annotation, biological process: dUMP biosynthetic process; dUTP catabolic process. Bases 1 to 330 code for a protein of 109 amino acids. The transcript has a single exon. Lineage: Eukaryota; Metazoa; Arthropoda; Collembola; Entomobryomorpha; Isotomidae. Gene Ontology annotation, molecular function: magnesium ion binding; dUTP diphosphatase activity. The record is from RefSeq and is a predicted model, not a curated record.